AUGAAUACAUACUCACGGUACAAGGUUCCCCAGUACUCGGAGUCUGAUCACGUAUCGGCCAUCUACAGGCACCCGAGCAACCCGCGGAGUGCGACUCUGCCAUCAAGCCGACAUCUCCAGCCUACAAAUUCGAAACUCGCAGCGAUCUACUCCUUGUCUCCUACCCCAAACUUCGCUUUCGAGGAUGCCGAUAUGCGUUUGAGACGUUCGAAGAGUACGAGCAAUCAGUCGACCUCGGUACCCUUCUUGAGCAGCGAGCUUCUAUGA
This is a messenger RNA of Alternaria arborescens, 267 nucleotides long. RefSeq lists its product as hypothetical. Lineage: Eukaryota; Fungi; Ascomycota; Dothideomycetes; Pleosporales; Pleosporaceae. Bases 1 to 267 code for a protein of 88 amino acids. The transcript has 2 exons. The record is from RefSeq and is a predicted model, not a curated record.